CCGGUUGGUAUUUUUGAUGCUGAAACUUAUACCUUACAUUUUCGUUAGAUAUUGAAAGAAUUUUAUGCUCCGUUUGUCACAAAGUUAUCGAAAACUCUGUAUUAUAUGAGAAGGAAGUUAGCUUUUGUUCGGAAGUACGUUUUUAAACCCAAGUACUGUUUAGUCACUCCAGUCCUGUUGGCAAACUGUGCUUUAUACCGCAAUGGAUGACUUUUCGUUGGGUGGGAUGAGUGCUUGGCCUCUGGAUACAUUCGGUUCGUUUGCUUCAAAGUCCUUCCUACUUGAGUUGGCAACUCGGUCGUUGGAUGGAACAAUAAUUGUCAGAGCUGUUGGCGCAGCUACGGAACUGGGAGGCAGCGCCUCUGCUGAUUUGUUGGCUUUACCUCUAAGCGAAACGAUUCGGGCUUGUUCAUGGAUGGACAAGAGUCUUGGUCCUGGAAGUCGCGCAAACGAACUCCGGACUCACCAUAACGUAUCAGACGACCAGUUUCACUGGUACAUUGUUGAACCACUCGUCAUGGGCUCCAGGUGGGCUGAAAUGGACAGUGCGCUGCUGGAGAAGAAAUGGCUGAAGCUUCGUGUUGAAACCAGGCUACCAACUGAUCGACUUGUCCUGUACCUUCACGCAUUGAAUGCUCCUCCGCAGAUCAUCUCGAACUACUUGUCACACUCCGAGAACAAUGAAGAACUGAUAGAAACUGCUACACGUCUGCGAAUGUAUUCAGCCGCGAUCCAGGCGUGCGUGAGACGGAAAGAUCGUGCUUCCCUGCAGGAACUGCUGCAUCGUAUCCCGAAGAAGCGACCAGAACACGCUGAAGUAGUUUAUUAUCUUUCGACGCCGGAGUCAGCGUGUGAACAGUAUCUUCUCCAAGUUGACCUGAUGGCUUCACCAGUGUCUCUCCAAAAUGAGGCGUCCACAGACGUCUUGCUACUCGCUUUGUCCGCGUGCAUAAUGGUUCGAAGCGCCAGAGUGCCUAAACCGAGCGCACAUACCAGGAAUGUUUUCACCAACAUUUCCUCCAGUAAGGAUGACCACCGAUGUUCAAGUGCCCUGUCAAAAGGACAAAAACAUCAAAACAAGUGA
Opisthorchis viverrini is the source of this 1084-nucleotide messenger RNA. RefSeq lists its product as hypothetical. Lineage: Eukaryota; Metazoa; Platyhelminthes; Trematoda; Opisthorchiida; Opisthorchiidae. The record is from RefSeq and is a predicted model, not a curated record. The coding region runs from base 203 to 1084 and encodes 293 amino acids. The transcript has 7 exons. Gene Ontology annotation, biological process: intracellular protein transport; vacuolar transport. Gene Ontology annotation, cellular component: cytoplasm.